This is a messenger RNA of Quercus lobata, 663 nucleotides long. RefSeq names its product putative F-box protein At2g16290. The record is from RefSeq and is a predicted model, not a curated record. The transcript has a single exon. NCBI's taxonomy places the organism in Eukaryota, Viridiplantae, Streptophyta, Magnoliopsida, Fagales, Fagaceae. Bases 1 to 663 code for a protein of 220 amino acids.
AUGUGUGUGGGCCCAGAAAACAAUGAUUUUGCGUUGGUGACCCCACAUCGAGAUGGUGGAGGAUUGGCUUUCUUCAACUCGAGAAUCCAGCAAUGGAUCACUAUUGGGUCCCACCCUGCCACGUCAUCAUGCAUAGCAGUGACUCACUUUGAGGGAAAGUUCUAUGCUGUGGAUACCAAAGGAAGAACAAUUAGUCUUGAUCAAUUUUUAGAUUCAAAAGUGGUCACUAAUUUGGGGUCUGAUGCGUACAUGAAGUACUUAGUUGAAGCAGGUGGUGAAUUGUUGGUGGUUGAAGCAUAUAUUCCUUUCCCUAAUGCUGAGGGAUUCAUUGGCAGUGAGAGCUAUAGGGGUUUGUGUAUUGAUUAUUUUGAGGUCUCUAAGUUGAACAAAGAAGGGGGUAAAUGGGUUAAGGUCAACAGCUUGGGGGAUUGGGUGUUGUUUUUGGGAAUUUAUUCUUCGUUUUCUGUGUUAGCUUCUGAGCUUCCAGGCUGCAAGAGGAAUUGCAUAGUUGUGACUCAGCCAAGGUGGAAAGAAUUUAAUCUGGAUGGUCAUGAUACGAAUGUAGUUGAAUUGGAAAGUGGUAGAUCUGGACCCUUGGAGAAUUACCCAGAUUUUUCCAAGUUGUUGUUUUUUCCUGGUGGUAUGGGUACUUCUUCCUCUUGA